Messenger RNA from Astrephomene gubernaculifera, 1233 nucleotides. The record is from the annotation of a GenBank genome assembly. NCBI's taxonomy places the organism in Eukaryota, Viridiplantae, Chlorophyta, Chlorophyceae, Chlamydomonadales, Astrephomenaceae.
GCUACAGCAGCACCUCCUUAUCCACUUGCGACUCGGCCUCCGCCUCCUCGUCGCUCUGUGGUAGUCGCCGCUGUAGCAACUCCUCCAGCUGUUUCAGCUUUAGCGACCAAUGCGGCGGCCAGGGUGACGUCGCGUUUAACGCUAGCUGCGGUGCUGCCGCCACAGCUACUACCUCCUUUCCAGCAGCAGCAUGUACGGUUGAGGUUGCAUGUACGGCAGAAGGCAAAGGUUGCGAUGCUGGUGCUGAGGUGCCCUUGGGCUCAGGGCCCGGUUGCGGCGAUGCAGCAGCAGACGCGACAGCGUGUUCGUCAGAGGCGGCUGAAAGCGACCCAUGGGACACCUCGCUCCACCUGCCGCUGUGGAUCUCCUCCAAUGAGCGGGCGCAGAUCGAGCGGCGGCUGGACGGCUGGGUGGAUGCGCUGCUGCGUGUGGGGGCGGACGUGGAGGGACUAGCCAAGGUUCUGCGCAAGCCCCUCCGGCCGCUGUGGAUCAGCCAGGCCUCCACCAUCUGGCUGGACCAGGUAGCCCAACCCGACCAGCUGCCCUUCACGCCGCUCUACCUCGUCUCGGCCUCCCAGCCGCAGUCCUACCUACGUCAGGUGGCGGCGGCCGGUGCGGUGGCGGCGGCAGCACCCGCUGCGGAUGGCGAUACCGCCGCCGGCGGUGGCGGCUCCGCUUCUCAGCGACGCCGGCAACACCACCCGCACACUGAGCAGGAGCAGCAGCACGCCUGGACGUACGUCUACGUGCCCGGCGCCGGUGACGACGAGGAGAGCUGGGCGGCGGGUCUCACACCCGCAGUGUUCUGGGCGCACUACCCGCAGCUGCUGCAGGCGGGUCCGGGAGGCGUGCACGACACGGUACGGCAGCUGCUGCAGCGGGAGGCUGCGGAUCUGGCGGAGCACGGCACCAACAGCAGCAUCACAGCUGCUGCGGCUGCUGCCACCAUUGCGGCGGGCAGCGGUUCCACUGAAGCAGCCUCUUCAAAAGCCGCCGCCGCCACCUCCUCCUACAUUGCGGCAACGGACGAGCAUCACUUGUUACCGGCGGGUUGCCGUGCAGGCGGCGGCGCCACCGCUGUUCCCGUCGCUGGCCCCUGCGGCAUGUACUGGCUGGGCCCGGGCACCCGUAUCGCGUUGGGGGACCUGGCUGCGGGUGCGGCGCCCGGUUGCUGGCGGCAUGUGGAUGCGGUGCUAAGCUGCGGGGAGCAGCAGCACCCCUCCAUGGCGGGGG